AUGAACACAGUCCUUUAAUAAGAGCUAAUUCGUUUCAACAAAUUACUAAAUACAGUAAGAGUAUCUUUAGUUAAUGUAGGAAAAGCAAUAGAUGGUCUACUUGUUAUGUCAAGUGAUUUAGAAGAAGUUUUCAAUUGUGUUUAUGAUAAUAAAGUUCCUGAUUUGUGGCAUAAGGUUUCUUAUCCAUCAUUAAAACCUUUAGGUUCUUGGAUUAUUGAGUUCUGCUAAAGACUUCAUGAAAUGGAUAAAUGGAUUAAAAAUGGAACUCCUACAAGUUUUUGGAUUUCAGGAUUUUUCUUUACAUAAUCUUUUUUAACUGGUACUUUAUAAAACUAUGCCAGAAAAUAUAAAAUUCCUAUUGAUACUUUAUAAUUUGAUUUCUUUGUAAUUAAAGAUGGAAGUAAAGAGUAUGAUACAACUAAAACACCUGAAGAUGGUUGCUAUGUUUAUGGUUUGUAUUUAGAUGGAAGUAGUUGGAAUAAUGAAAUGGGAUAUUUAGAUGAGCCUUAACCAAAAUAAUUGAAUUCUAAAAUGCCUUAUAUUUGGUUACUACCUACUGAAGAAAAGAAAGAUUAUGAUAAUGAUAUGACUGUUUAUGAAUGUCCUGUUUACAAAACUUCUAGAAGAGCAGGUACUUUAAGUACAACAGGUCAUUCUACAAAUUAUGUUAUGAGUAUGUAUUUACCUAUUUCACCUAAUGUAUAACCUAGACAUUGGGUUAAAAGAGGUGUAGCAGCAUUAACUUAAUUGAAUGAUUGA
Molecule: messenger RNA, 759 nt
Organism: Ichthyophthirius multifiliis
Lineage: Eukaryota; Ciliophora; Oligohymenophorea; Hymenostomatida
Exons: 3
Biological process (GO): microtubule-based movement
Cellular component (GO): dynein complex
Molecular function (GO): dynein intermediate chain binding; dynein light intermediate chain binding; minus-end-directed microtubule motor activity
Source: RefSeq, a predicted model, not a curated record